UAUUUCGAUCUUAUUGAAGAUAUUACCAAUGAAGAUGUUGAAUUAACUUUUAAAUGGUAUACUCAUGCAACAGUUGAAGAAACUGGCAUUGUACAGGCUAAAAGCAAUUAUUAUAAUGUAUCUGAUUUUAGCAAUGUGACAGUUAAUAUGAAUGAGGAAGAAGUUGAAAGUUAUAACACAGUCAAUGAAACAUAUUUACUAAGGUAA
Molecule: messenger RNA, 207 nt
Organism: Funneliformis mosseae
Lineage: Eukaryota; Fungi; Glomeromycota; Glomeromycetes; Glomerales; Glomeraceae
Source: the annotation of a GenBank genome assembly